CUCAGGCUCUCAGCACAAGGAGGCCUCCGGACCACGCGCCUAGCUCCCAGUUCAACCUCCAAAUCUCCUCUUCUUCCCCUGGCUCAGAUCUCUCGAUCCCUAUCCAGGGGUAAAGAAGCGAAGCGAAGCACGGGGAGUGGCAGGAGGAGCAGUCGAGACCCCGAAAUGGCGGCCUCCCUCUGGCUGCAGCUCCCUUCCCCUCCUCCACCUCUCCACAGCCCCCUCUUCCUCUCCUCCUCCUUUCCUUCUUCUUCUUCUGCGUCUCCUCUGCCGCUGCAGUACAAGAAGCACGCUCCAGCAAGAGGCAACCUUAUCUGCAGCUCCUCGUCUCCUUCAGUCGUGACCAAACAAGAGGGGGAUUCCCCAGCAAAGGCGCUCCCUGCUUCUGCUGCGCCCGUCAGCUACAAGGAUGACCCCAACUUCAGGGGUUGCAAGGGCUGUGGCCGGGAGGAAACGGAGAGGGGCUGCAACGGCGAAGGGCGUAUCAUGGGCGGCAUAGCCGCCGUCCCCUUGUUCGGCUGGUGGCCCAUCAAGGCCUACCGGCCGUGCCCAGGUUUCGUCGCCUCCGGCGGCCGCUACCGGCGCUAUGGCCAGAGCAUGGACGACGUUAUCGCCGGCAAGGGAAGGAAAUUAGCCCCCUCCAACAAGAAGAACAAAAGUGAAAAAUGAUCUAGCCCAAGAACGAGUGGGAGAAGGCAAUCUGCGUCACCCAGCUUUUCAGAUUCUGUUUCAGGCUUGGCAUUAUCUAGCUAGGCCAGCUUGUUCUAGCUGUGCUGGAACUAAUCCAGUCUGCAGAAUCGACCCCCGUCACGAAGUUUCAUAGCUCAGAUUCGACGGCAUAUAUGCUCCAGUGCUGUCCUGGCAGUCUGGCACUCAUGGUUUGCAUCUUUUUGCCAAGUGUAACAGCAAACGGUCGUCAGAAAAUUUCUGGAAUUAAUCGAAUUGCACUUUGUGAGUA
Messenger RNA from Brachypodium distachyon (stiff brome), 958 nucleotides. RefSeq lists its product as uncharacterized. Gene Ontology annotation, cellular component: chloroplast. The record is from RefSeq and is a predicted model, not a curated record. NCBI's taxonomy places the organism in Eukaryota, Viridiplantae, Streptophyta, Magnoliopsida, Poales, Poaceae. The transcript is spliced from 3 exons. The coding region runs from base 166 to 669 and encodes 167 amino acids.